Molecule: messenger RNA, 3245 nt
Organism: Solanum dulcamara
Lineage: Eukaryota; Viridiplantae; Streptophyta; Magnoliopsida; Solanales; Solanaceae
Product: formin-like protein 1
Exons: 4
Coding region: 147-2957 (936 amino acids)
Biological process (GO): actin nucleation; actin cytoskeleton organization
Molecular function (GO): actin filament binding
Source: RefSeq, a predicted model, not a curated record
CUCCAAAUCCAUGCAGAUCCGAUGCAUUUCUCUCUCCUCACUCUGUUCUUCUUUAGCUUAUUACCUACAUUUAUAUUUACUUUUCCUCCUCUCUCUCUCUCUCUAUCUAUCUAUCUAUUAUCUACUCUCCCUCCCUCUCUACCACCAUGCUUCCUUCUUUUUCUUUCUUCUUCUUCGUCGUCGUAUCCGUUUCCGCCAACAACCGCCGUGUACUUCAUCAGCCCUUUUUCCCACAAGAUUCACAUCCACCUUCAUCUUCACCUCCCAAAUACCCUUUUGACUCUUCUUCUACUCCUAAUACUCCCUUUUUCCCCUCUUUUCCUUCUCCUCCUCCACCUUCCCCUUCUGCUUUUGCUUCUUUCCCUGCUAAUAUCUCUUCUCUUAUCCUUCCCCAUUCAUCCAAAUCCAAAACCAUUUCAUCAAAACUCAUAUCUACCGCCAUCGCCUGCGUUCUUGCUGCUCUACUUCUUCUCUCCAUUGCUCUCUUCUUCCAUAUACGCAACAGAAGAAGAAAUCAACAUUCAACUUCUACUCAUAACAAAAUACAGAGAUCUAAUGCAAACCCAACUAAUAUUCCUAAACUACAAACCCCAUCACAGACCAGUUCUGAAUUCCUCUACUUGGGUACUAUGGUCAGUGCACAUACUGGGAUUGAUACCCACAACCACCAACAUCGUCGUGACGCCAACCUUGCUACUGCUGCACCCUCCACAAAAAUGGACUCCCCGGAGAUCCAUCCAUUGCCGCCACUACAUGGACAGAGUUUCAGGCUAAAGCGUGGGAAUGGAGAUGUUAUCUCCCGUACAACUGAGGAUGAUGAGGAGUUUUACUCUCCAAGAGAAUCUUUAGAUGGCAGAGAAAGUUCGAUCGGAACUGGAUCGGCCUCGCGUAGGGAUUUUGCCGCCGUUGAGGUCAAGAAUUUUGGUGGGUCGAGCUCAUCUUCUUCCUAUUCGUCUUCCACUUCCGGUUCGGGCUCACCAGUUAGGUCUGUAUCGCUGAGCAUUUCUCCACCGGUGAGUUUAAGUCCAAAAAAUUCACAGCCCAAGUCACCGGAACUACUUGCUGUUCCUACUGCUCCGCCACCUCAGUAUCCUUCUCCUCCGUCUCCGCCGCUAGCAGAUUUUGUGCCGAUAUUGGUCAUUGACGGGGAGUCUGAUUCACCAUCUCCGCCUAGUUCAUCAUCUCCAGAGAGAUAUUCAAGCAGAAGUAUUGACUCAUCACCCACAAUUUCCGAUGUUUGGGAUCAGAAUGUUGAAUCUCCGAUGAGAAUCAGAAAUCACAUACAGCAGAAUGCAUCAGUUUCAGUUCCUCCACCGCCUUCGCCACCGCCACCUCUUUUGAUUAGUAUUCCGGCUUGUAUACAUCCUCCUCCACCACCGCCACCGCCACCACCAGUUAAAAAUUGGGAUAGUCCAAAAACUCCAACACCAAUUUCAAAACCACCAUCUAAGCCUCUAGUUCUUGUAACUCCGUUAAGACCCAUAGAACUUGAGAGUCCAGUGCUGAUUUCCCCAAUGGAGUUGCCUUGUAAUAAGCAACCCAUUGAGAAGAAUGACCAGAGUAUAGAAGGCUUAUCAAGUGAUACUGGUGGGAACAACGAGGAAACUCCAAAACCAAAGUUGAAGACUUUGCAUUGGGAUAAAGUAAGAGCUAGUUCCGAUCGGGAAAUGGUGUGGGAUCAACUGAAAUCGAGUUCGUUUAAAUUGGAUGAAGAGAUGAUAGAAACGUUGUUUAUUGUGAAGACUCCAACUCUAAAUCCAAAAGAAAUGACUAGACGCCCUGUUCUUCCCUCGCAUAGCCAAGAGAAUAGGGUACUUGAUCCAAAGAAGUCACAGAACAUUGCAAUUUUGCUAAGGGCACUAAAUGUAACUGUUGAGGAAGUGUGUGAAGCCCUUUUAGAAGGAAACGCUGAUGCCCUAGGGACUGAGCUCCUUGAGAGUUUACUGAAGAUGGUUCCAUCCAAAGAAGAAGAACGCAAGCUGAAAGAAUAUAAAGAUGAUUCUCUGUUUAAGCUUGGGCCAGCUGAGAAGUUUCUCAAGGCAGUGCUUGAUAUACCUUUUGCAUUCAAAAGGAUAGAUGCUAUGUUGUACAUUUCAAAUUUUGAUUCUGAGGUUGACUACCUCAAAAAGUCAUUUGAAACUCUGGAGGCUGCUUGUGAAGAGUUGAGAAGUAAUAGAAUGUUCUUAAAGCUUCUGGAAGCAGUGCUGAAGACCGGUAACCGCAUGAAUGUUGGGACAAAUCGGGGUGAUGCACAUGCUUUCAAACUAGAUACCCUCCUAAAGCUUGUAGAUGUGAAGGGAGCUGAUGGGAAAACAACCCUCUUGCAUUUUGUGGUACAGGAGAUCAUAAGAAGUGAAGGUGCUCGUCUUUCUGGUGGAGAUCAAGAUCAACAGUUGACCAUGAACGAUGAUGCCAAAUGCCGGAAGCUUGGCCUCCAAGUUGUUUCCAACCUUGGUUCAGAGCUUACAAAUGUUAAGAAAGCUGCUGCCAUGGAUUCAGAAGUGCUUCAUAGUGAGGUCUUAAAGCUUUCUAAAGGGAUUGGAAACAUUGCUGAAGUUGUCCGAUCAAUUGAAGCAGUUGGAUUGAAGGACAACAGCACAGAAAGAUUUUCCGAGUCCAUGAGAAGGUUUAUGAAAAUGGCAGAAGAGGAGAUCAUAAGGCUCCAAGCUCUAGAAAGUGUUGCCAUGUCCUUGGUGAAAGAAAUAACGGAAUAUUUCCACGGAAAUUCAGCCAGAGAAGAGGCUCACCCAUUUAGGAUCUUUAUGGUGGUAAGAGACUUCCUAAUGGUUCUUGAUCGCGUUUGCAAAGAAGUUGGAAUUAUAAAUGAACGUACAAUAGUUAGUUCUGCCCACAAGUUUCCAGUUCCAGUAAAUCCAAAUCUACAGCCUGCCAUUAGCGGGUUGACAGCAAGAUGGCAACAUAGUUCAUCGGACGAGGACAGUUCAUCCGCUCAUUAGCAACAUUAGCUUAUAGCAGGCAGAACCCUAGUUUUGUUUAUGGCCAAAACCAAUGUAAUCUACUAUAAAGGCCAUUUUGUCUGAGACUGUGCCUGCCUUUUGAGGUACAUGUAAUCUUUUUUUAGUCUUGUAUUUAUAUAGUUCAUUGUAAAAGAUGUGGAGAUUUAUCCAUUCCCAUAGAUAUGUAGAUAUAGAGCAUCCCUUUAGAAAAUAACAGAGGGAAACAUUUUGUGUUUUAUAUCUCAAAGAUGAGAGGCUCCAAAUCAUGAAAAAAUUGUUGAGUGCUAU